CGUCAAACUGCCUUAUGUCGCAAAGAGCCCACACGUAGUUGGCAGCUACUAUUCACUACAGUAUAUCUCGUUUUAUUUACUGUUCAAGAUAACUGCUACAAUGGAAAUCUUACGUCCAUCAUUGAUCAACAUAAGUGGAAGAGUAUACAGAAGAAAUACUAUCAAAGAAGACCAGUAUGAAGAGGGGGAAGAGGACGACUCCUACAUGGGACCACCAGCAAGUGAACAGUUUGAGGAAGAAGAAGAGUUCUGUGACAGCCACUCCAUAGAACAGACUGACAAAGGUUUCAGCUGUGCCAUUGAUGUCCCAAGUGUUCUUUACAAAUACAUCAUUGGAAGGAAAGGAGAGACACGUAGAAGACUCGAGGCAGACACAAAGACAGACAUCCACAUUCCAAAACAAGGAGUGGAAGGACAGAUCGUGAUCACUGGCUCCCAGAAGGCCGCGGUGUCCUCUGCCGUGACUCGUGUCGAGCUCCUGGUGCAGAGCUUUCGCAAGAAGCAGCCGUUCACCCACUUCCUGUCGUUCGCUCUUAACCACCCUCAAGUUCAAGAUGGAUUCCUGAGGUUUAAAGAGGAGGUGUUGGAGCAGUGUUCUCAGGACCACGGAGUAGAUGGAAGCAUCUUCCAGAAUCCUGCUAAGCUCCAUCUAACAGUCGGCACCCUGGCUCUGCUGAAUGACCUGGAAGUGACCCAAGCAUGUAAACAACUCCAGCACUGUCAGGACUUUAUCAAGACCAUCACAGAAGGGAAGCCUCUCCCGCUGGAGGUGACAGGGAUUGAGUACAUGAACGAUGACCCAGCCAUGGUGGAUGUCCUGUAUGCCAAGGUCCAAGUGAAAGAUGGUUCGGACAAGCUGCAGACCAUUGUGGAGCGGCUGGUGGACCACUUUGUUUCCUCGGGGCUGAUGGUCAGAGAAUGGGACAGAGUGAAACUGCACGGCACAGUGAUGAACACUCUGUUCAGGAAGGAUGCUUCAGAAAGAUGGACAUUAAGUCAGUCACUGGACACUGAGUCACAGCAUAAAGAUGGACAUUAAGUCAGUCACAGCAUAAAGAUGGACAUUAAGUCAGUCACUGGACACUGAGUCACAGCAUAAAGAUGGACAUUAAGUCAGUCACUGGACACUGAGUCAGUAAGCAUAAAGAUGGACAUUAAGUCAGUCACUGGACACUGAGUCACAGCAUAAAGAUGGACAUUAAGUCAGUCACUGGACACUGAGUCACAGCAUAAAGAUGGCCAUUAAAUCAGUCACUGGACACGGAGUCACAGCAUAAAGAUGGACACGGAGUAACAGCAUAAAGAUGGCCAUUAAAUCAGUCACUGGACACGGAGUCACAGCAUAAAGAUGGACACGGAGUAACAGCAUAAAGAUGGCCAUUAAAUCAGUCACUGGACACGGAGUCACAGCAUAAAGAUGGACACGGAGUAACAGCAUAAUCACAUGAACACAUGUCAACAACACGGAUGUAGCAACAACCAUAACAACAAUAACAACCCCUAGAUUUAAAUGUAUGUUUAUUUAACUAGGCAAGUCAGUUAAGAACAAAUUCUUAUUUACAAUGACGGCCAACCAAAAGGCCUCCUGCGAGG
Oncorhynchus kisutch (coho salmon) is the source of this 1593-nucleotide messenger RNA. RefSeq names its product activating signal cointegrator 1 complex subunit 1-like. Gene Ontology annotation, molecular function: RNA binding. The coding region runs from base 101 to 1039 and encodes 312 amino acids. Lineage: Eukaryota; Metazoa; Chordata; Actinopteri; Salmoniformes; Salmonidae. Gene Ontology annotation, biological process: regulation of DNA-templated transcription; DNA alkylation repair. The record is from RefSeq and is a predicted model, not a curated record. The transcript is spliced from 8 exons. Gene Ontology annotation, cellular component: nucleus.